This is a messenger RNA of Hevea brasiliensis (rubber tree), 1836 nucleotides long. RefSeq names its product aspartyl protease family protein At5g10770. The transcript has 3 exons. The record is from RefSeq and is a predicted model, not a curated record. Bases 55 to 1515 code for a protein of 486 amino acids. Gene Ontology annotation, biological process: proteolysis. Lineage: Eukaryota; Viridiplantae; Streptophyta; Magnoliopsida; Malpighiales; Euphorbiaceae. Gene Ontology annotation, molecular function: aspartic-type endopeptidase activity.
AAUAUGAAGAUAGUGUGCACCCCAUUGCAGAAAAAUAAUUGAGGAGGUUGGUCCAUGGCCACUCUCUGUUUCAUUUCCCCCAUCUCACUUAGGCUCAGGUUUUUCCUUUGUGCCUACUUUCUUUCUUUAUGCCUUUUCUUUUCAUUCAACAGAGGCUAUGCCUCAUUCGAAGGAAGGAAACUUGCAGAGAGCCAGCUUCCUCACCAUAGCCAUACAAUUCAAGUCAGCUCUCUACUCCCAUCUGAUUCUUGCAAACCUUCCACUACAAAAGUGGUGGAGAAGAAGGCAUUAUUGGAAGUAGUCCACAGGCAUGGUCCAUGCUCGCAACUAAAAGCUGGAAAAGCUCCAAGUCACACGGAGAUCCUCCUGCAAGAUGAAUCCAGAGUCAAAUCGAUUCACUCGAAGUUGUCUGGUGCCAGCAAUGUGAAGGUGACAGAUGCAGCUACCCUUCCGGCCAAGGACGGCAGGAGCAUUGGUUCAGGCAAUUAUAUCGUGACUGUGGGACUUGGCACCCCUAAAAAGGACCUUUCCCUCAUCUUUGACACUGGAAGCGACCUCACCUGGACACAAUGUGAACCCUGUGUCAGGUCUUGCUAUAAGCAAAAAGACCCAACUUUCGAUCCCUCUCAGUCAACAUCAUACACCAACAUUUCCUGUGGCUCCUCGCUCUGUAAUUCACUCGCUUCUGCAACAGGCAACACUCUUAACUGUGAUUCCUCAACAUGUGUAUAUGGCAUUCAAUAUGGAGACUCUUCUUUCUCCGUCGGCUUCUUUGGUAAAGAAAGGCUCACUUUAACCCCAACUGAAGCUUUCGACAACUUCUAUUUCGGCUGCGGCCAAAAUAACCAGGGUCUCUUCGGGGGCUCUGCCGGCCUACUUGGUCUGGGCCGCGACCCAUUAUCAUUGGUCUCACAAACCUCACGAAAAUACAACAAGCUCUUCUCCUACUGUCUCCCAUCCUCCUCCAGCUCAACUGGCUUCCUCACUUUUGGCGGCUAUUCCUCUAAAUCCGCUAAAUUCACACCGUUAUCCACAACAUCUGCCGGCUCCUCCUUCUAUGGCCUCGACUUCACUGGAAUCAGCGUCGGAGGCAGCAAAUUGUCAAUUUCCCAGUCAGUCUUUUCAACCGCCGGUGGAAUCAUCGACUCAGGCACUGUCAUCACCCGGUUGCCACCGGCGGCAUACUCUGCUUUAAGGUCUGCCUUCAGGCAAUUGAUGACCAGGUAUCCGACAGCGCCUGCAGUAUCAAUACUUGACACUUGCUACGAUUUUACCAACUAUAAUACGAUCAGCAUACCAAAGAUUGGCUUUUUCUUUAAUGGUGGAGUUGAGUUGGAUAUUGAUGCUACCGGAAUUCUAUAUGCUAAUAAGGUGUCUCAAGUGUGCUUGGCCUUCGCCGGAAAUAGUGACCCAACGAACGUGGCCAUUUUAGGUAACGUGCAGCAAAAGACUCUAGAGGUUGUCUACGAUGGAGCUGCUGGAAAAGUUGGUUUUGCUGCUGGUGGUUGUAGUUGAUUUAUCCAAUAUUGCAUUCAGGUUAGAUGGAAAAAUGGUAAACACAGUUAUAAUAUUAAAAUCCUUGCAGAACUGUGAAAUAUGGAGUUUGAAUUUCAAUCGAAUUUAACACAGCAUGAUGAAAGAAGGGGAAUGUGGGUGCAUUGGAUUAUGAUUAUUGAUUAAUGAAUAAUGGGAGAUUGAUUUGUGACCUAAAAGCUAGGGAUCAAAUCAUGCUUAUAAUAGUGUGCAUUAAGGUAAAGGGAAGUUUGGAAUUUGUGUAUACUAAUAGCUUUUGCAAAUGUUAUGUUUUUAUCCAGCAAUUUUUAGCAUUUUUCUCUA